Salarias fasciatus (jewelled blenny) is the source of this 2662-nucleotide messenger RNA. It is a transcript of the gene ttpa, whose product is annotated as tocopherol (alpha) transfer protein. Gene Ontology annotation, biological process: vitamin E metabolic process; vitamin transport. The record is from RefSeq and is a predicted model, not a curated record. Lineage: Eukaryota; Metazoa; Chordata; Actinopteri; Blenniiformes; Blenniidae. Gene Ontology annotation, molecular function: lipid transfer activity; phosphatidylinositol bisphosphate binding; vitamin E binding. The transcript has 5 exons. Gene Ontology annotation, cellular component: late endosome; membrane. The coding region runs from base 37 to 1272 and encodes 411 amino acids.
UCCUCGCCAGAGGAGCGACCCGGGACCCGGAGCGCCAUGAGCGGCGCGCAGCUCAGUGAACUCCCGGACGCCGCGGAGCCGCUGCGGCCCUUCGUCAGCCGCCUGCGGCAGGAGGCGCUGCGGGCCGAGGAGCUGUCCGGAGUCCGGAGCCUCUCCGACGGCUUUCUGCUCAGGUUCCUGCGGGCCAGAGACUUCGACGUGGACCUGUCCCUGAAGAUCUUGCUGAAGUACCUGCGCUGGAGGAGGGACAGUCCGGACAUCAGCGGCUGCCUGUCUCCCUCGUCCGUCCUCGACCUCCUCAACACGUCGUACCACGCCGUCCUCCCACGCCGCGACCACGCCGGCAGCCGGGUGCUCAUCUACAGGAUCGGACAGUGGAACCCCAAACAGUGGUCGUCCAUCGAGGUGUUCCGGGUCAGCCUGAUGACAUCAGAGGUCAUCUCCAGGGAGACGGAGACGCAGAGGCGGGGCCUGAAGGUCAUCUUUGACCUGCAGGGGUGGAGCUUCGGCCACGCGCUGCAGAUCAACCCCUCCCUCGCCAGGAAGAUCUCGGCCGUGUUGUCAGACUCUUUUCCCCUGAAGGUCAGAGGAAUCCAUCUGGUCAACGAGCCCAUCUUCUUCCAUCCCGUCUUCGUCAUGAUUCGUCCCUUCCUGCCAGAAAAGAUCCAGCGAAGGAUCCACAUGCACGGCUCGGACUACCACAACACGCUGGCCGACUUCUUCUCCGCCUGCGUCCUGCCUCCGGAGUACGGCGGGGACGGACCGGCCAUCGAGGCGGCGUGUCGGGACUGGACCGGGCAGCUGCUGCAGGCGGAGGGCCUCCUGCAGCGGAUCGCUGCCCACCCGACCGGAGACGUGGAGUCUGAGGAGGACGAGACCCGACAGGAGGACCAGACCCGACAGGAGGACGAGACCCAGCAGCAGGACCAGACCCGACAGGAGGACGAGACCCGACAUGAGGACCAGACCCAGCAGGAGGACGAGACCCGACAGGAGGACCAGACCCAGCAGGAGGACGAGACCCGACAGGAGGACCAGACCCGACAGGAGGACGAGACCCUACAGGAGGACCAGACCCUACAGGAGGACGAGACCCAGCAGGAGGACGAGACCCUUCAGGAGGACGAGACCCGACAGGAGGACCAGACCCUACAGGAGGACGAGACCCAGCAGGAGGACGAGACCCUUCAGGAGGACGAGACCCUUCAGGAGGACGAGACCCUUCAGGAGGACGAGACCCAGCAGCAGGACCAGACCCAGCAGGAGGACUGACGUCUGCUGCUCCGCUCGGUCCACACACGUGGCCGUUUCAUACUUGAACUCUACUUGAAUGUGAUUUAAUCCACAGACUAAUUUUAUGGUUGUUGUAUUGACUGUCGGGGCGUCUUACAGAUCAGAUUUGUUUCCAGAUCUGAUUAAUCAAUAUUGUAAAAGGUGGAAAAGCCUCAGCGAUCAAAAGCUACAGAAGAGGAUAAAGACCACUGUGAAAAAUAUGUGAAACAAAGUCUUAAAGAAUGUUUUUUUUUCUCACAGAAUUCAGAAAUUAAUUCAGGAUUCUAAUCUUCAUCAGUUUUUUUAAAGCCAGAAUACUUUCUUUAAUUUUAUUGCCAAAAACUCAGAAAUUUUAAUCUGAUUUAGAAAGAAAGUCAUAAUUCUGACUUUAAUGUAAUAUUUUUAAGCCUGAAUUGUUUACAUUAUUUUUUUAUAACUUGAAUCUGAGUUUGAAAAAGUAAGAAAUCUGAAGGGGAAAAAAAAAUCACAAAUCCUGAAUUUUUUCACAGAUUUCAGAGGAAAAGAAGUCAGAAGUUCCCAAAUCUACUUUUCUAACUAAACUAAAUCCUUUUCUAUGACAAAUGUUUUUACAUUUUCUGCAGUUUUUUAAUAUAUAUUUUUAUAUUUUUUCUGGUGAAAUAAGAGAGAAUAACUUCUGUGUUGGUUUGGUGAUCUCUCUGGUUUCAAUAAGUGUAUUUGGUGCUCACUGAAUGUUUGUGGACCAGCUGAAAAAGCACCUCUGUGUCUGUUUGAUGAUGUUUAGACGGUGUGAGGGUUGAAUGAAGCAGAGUGAAACAGAUUUUCCUCCAGAGAAUCGUCUUCAGUGAUAAAGGAGGAACUCCCGCCUCUGUUUUGACCAGUUUAUGCGUCUUUUUAAAAAGUUUUUUGUGACUUCUCAGUCAUACUUCCACAUGCGCUGCGUUGCGUUGCGUUGCGUUGCAUGUGGACGUUAUGAAAGUGUUUUGUGUAACGUAUGUCACCACAGCUCACACUUCACUGAGACGAAGCAUAAAACCAGAAGUCUGAACCGUCGGCUGAGCUCCGACCAAACACAAAAACAUGCUUUUUAUUCUUGUGAUGAAAUCACAUUUGUAUUAAACGUGUAAGAGUCUACUCUCUGUUUUCACAGGGUGAUCAUGGUGAAGUGUGAGUUACUGGAACUUUAAAAAUGUUACUAAUUACUUGACAAGAUAAGGAGGAAUUAAAGGGAGCAGCUACCUGGACAAGUGUGAUUUCCACUGUCUCUUUUUUUCGGACCUGGUCUCAUGAUUUCUGCACUGUGGGCCAGUCUGAUGUGCUUCCACCAUGAAGUUAUUGUUUAAACUGGAAAAGAAACGCUUCCUAAAGCGACCCUCGAAAUACACCAAAAUUAGGUUUGCUGCUGGACGAC